UUUAAAAAUACCCCCUUCCAAACUUCACCUGCAAUUAAUCAGAUGAACCAAGUGAUAGUUGCUGGAGAAAACAAUGUUUGUGAGGAAGUGGACAACACAGUGGUGAAAAAAAGCUACGAACCAAAUCAGCAGUUGCGGAGAUCUCUAAAUUUCUCUGGAGAGAAGCCAUCCACGCCAGUAUUGGACACCAUUUAUUAUCCACUACACAUGAAAAAUCUAUCCGUUCAGGAACUUGAGGAGCUAGCUGAUGAACUCCGUGAAGAGAUUGUUUAUACAGUGUCAAAGACUGGAGGGCAUUUAAGUUCAAGCUUGGGUGUGACAGAGUUAACUGUGGCGCUUCAUCAUGUAUUCAACACUCCUCAGGACAAGAUCAUUUGGGACGUUGGUCAUCAGGCCUAUGCUCAUAAGAUUUUAACGGGAAGAAGAUCCAAAAUGCACACAAUUCGACAAACUGGUGGACUUGCAGGCUUUCCAAAGAGGGAUGAGAGUGUCCAUGACGCUUUUGGUGUUGGUCAUAGUUCUACUAGCAUUUCAGCUGGUUUAGGAAUGGCAGUGGCCAGAGACUUGAUUGGAAAGGAUAACCAUGUGAUUUCAGUGAUCGGUGACGGAGCCAUGACGGGAGGACAAGCUUACGAGGCAAUAAACAACGCUGGUUUUCUUGAUACCAAUCUUAUUAUAAUCUUAAAUGAAAAUGAACAAGUUUCCCUUCCCACUGCCACCGUUGAUGGCCCUGCUCAACCGGUUGGAGCUCUUAGUAGAGCCCUCGCGAGGUUACAUAACAGUUCUAAGUUCCAUCAACUACGUCAGAUCGCAAAGGGCACGAAGAAAAAUGGAGGCCAAGUACAUGAAUUUGCAUCUAAAUUGGAUUCCUACAUUCGAGGGAUGGUAGGUGGCACUGGUGCUUGUUUAUUUGAAGAUCUAGGGCUCUUCUACAUUGGCCCAGUAGAUGGGCAUGAUUUGGAAGACCUUGUGCACAUCUUGAAAAGUGUCAAGGGCAUGCCGACACUUGGACCUGUUCUCAUUCAUGUAAUCACUGAGAAAGGAAAAGGUUAUCAUCCGGCUGAAGUUGCUCCUGACAAGAUGCACGGUGUUGUGAAAUUUGAUCCCAAGUCAGGGAAGCAGUUGAAAUCCAAAACUAGUACGCGGUCUUACACACAGUAUUUUGCAGAGUCUUUAAUAGCAGAAGCUGAAGUUGAUGACAAAAUUGUUGCCAUCCAUGCUGCAAUGGGAGGGGGCACCGGGCUUAACUUGUUUCAAAAGCGCUUCCCCGAAAGAUGUUUUGAUGUUGGGAUAGCAGAACAACAUGCUGUAACCUUUGCUGCAGGCCUUGCUGCUGAGGGCUGUAAACCCUUUUGCGCAAUUUACUCUUCCUUUCUACAAAGAGGCUAUGAUCAGGUCAGAGGUCAUGAAACUUUGUGUUGGGAAAUAAGGUCGGAUAAGAUGGAAUAA
This is a messenger RNA of Sphenostylis stenocarpa, 1449 nucleotides long. Lineage: Eukaryota; Viridiplantae; Streptophyta; Magnoliopsida; Fabales; Fabaceae. The record is from the annotation of a GenBank genome assembly.